Molecule: messenger RNA, 1053 nt
Organism: Hansenula ciferrii
Lineage: Eukaryota; Fungi; Ascomycota; Saccharomycetes; Phaffomycetales; Wickerhamomycetaceae
Gene: HEM12
Product: uroporphyrinogen decarboxylase HEM12
Exons: 2
Coding region: 1-1053 (350 amino acids)
Biological process (GO): heme biosynthetic process
Cellular component (GO): cytosol
Molecular function (GO): uroporphyrinogen decarboxylase activity
Source: RefSeq, a predicted model, not a curated record
AUGUCUGAAUUCCCACCAUUAAAGAAUGAUUUGAUCUUGAGAGCUGCAAGAGGUGAGUUUGAAAAGUUGUAUUGCAUGAAAUAUCAUGAAGUUAAAGAUGGUAGAGAUUUUUUUGAAACUUGUAGAGAUGCUGAAAUUGCAAGUACUAUUACUAUACAACCAAUUGAUCAUUUUGAUGGAUUAAUUGAUGCUGCAAUUAUAUUUAGUGAUAUUUUGGUUAUACCGCAAGCUAUGGGUAUGGAAGUUAUUAUGAUUGAUAAACAAGGUCCUCAUUUCACCGAUCCUUUAAGAAAACCUGAAGAUUUGAACAAAUUAAAUAAGCAUGUUGAUGUUACUAAAGAAUUAGAUUGGGCUUUUAAGGCAAUUACUUUAACAAGAAAAAAAUUACAAGGUAGAGUUCCAUUAUUAGGUUUUUGUGGUGGUCCCUGGACUUUAUUAGUUUAUAUGAUUGAAGGUGGUGGUUCAAGAUUAUUUAGAUUUGCUAAAGAAUGGAUUUAUAAAUAUCCAAAAGAAUCCCAUGAAUUAUUACAAAGAAUCGCAGAUGUUGCAAUUGAUUUCUUAGCUCAUCAAGUUAAAGCAGGUGCUCAAAUGUUACAAAUUUUUGAAUCUUGGGGUGGUGAAUUAGGUCCAAAAGAAUUUAAAGAAUUUUCUUUACCAUAUAUUAAACAAAUUAGUUCAAAAUUACCUUCAAAAUUAAAAGAAUUAGGUAUUAAAGAAGAUAUUCCAUUAACAAUUUUCGCAAAAGGUUCAUGGUAUGCAUUAGAUGAUUUAUGUGAUUCAGGUUAUAAUGCUGUUUCAUUAGAUUGGUUAUGGGAUCCAAAAGAAGCUGUUAAAAUUGCUAAUGGUAGAGUUACUUUACAAGGUAAUUUAGAUCCAGGUACAAUUUAUGGUUCAGAUGAAAUUAUUUCUGAAAAAGUUGAAGAAAUGAUUAAAGGAUUUGGUGGUGGUAAACAAAAUUAUAUAAUUAAUUUUGGUCAUGGUACUCAUCCUUUUAUGGAACCUGAAAAAAUUCGUCAUUUCUUAAAAGAAUGUCAUAGAUUUGGUUCUCAAUGA